ACAGUUUGUUUCCACUGGAAACCAGGACGCGGAGGGAAUCCUUGAAGGGGAUUAAUUGCGGACACACGCCGUAAAGCUCGCCGCAGCCGCCAAUGGCAGCUCGGAGGACGGGGUUUCCCGCGCCGCCGUCCGCCCAGCGCGAGCAUUAAAAGCCGCGUCCGUCCUGCGGGGCAGACAACAGGUGCACGGAUCCGCCUCCUCUCACGGGCUGCGGGACGAGGUAGAGCCACGAUACCCGGCACAACUGGACGUUCAGAAGCUGCUGGACAUUAUGACAGACGUGUGGGGAGAUUCUGCAGCAAAGAGGAGAUGCUUCAAGGUAAGAGAACAGCGACAAAACGCUGCCCAUCGCGUGUCGUACAAACGCUUCAGGAGGCGGAUCAUCCGCAGGGGGAGCGGAGAGGCGCCUGUUGCGAGCACCCCGGUGGCCGCUGGGUGGCGGUGUGGUUCCGGCUUCGAGUCGGACCCCGUCUGUCAGAGACUGGAGCUGGAUUCUCCACCCAGACACGUGGGAACAACACACUCAGCCCUGCAGGGAAACCUUGAAGAGACAGCGUUGGCAGCAGGCGCGUCCCACCGUGGGGCCGUUACACCACUGAAAACCCUACGCAGCCACUCAGCCGAGGGAAAACCUGACUCAGAAAAUGACCCCAAGCCGGGAUGGGUGUGGAGAGCUGGAGCUCAGGCAGGCUCUGAUGAAAGAACAGGCCAUUUGCCCUUUGACCUCCUGGACGAAGCCCCUGUGGGUGUGCAGGGGAAGCUGGUGAGGAGGUUGGCAGCUCCAUCGCUGCUCGACGACUACUACACCAACCUUCUGGACUGCAGUUGUAGCGGUAUCACUGCAUUAGCUCUGGGCCCGUGCGUUUACCUGUGGGAUUCAGAAGCUUCUACUCUGGUGGCGUCUUUGGGCCCGACUCCUCCAGCAGGACCACAUUCGGUGUCGUCUCUGCGCUGGAGCCCGGACGGCCGGCUUCUCUGCGUUGGAACGAGGCGAGGGGAGAUACAGGUACAGUUGUGGGAUGUUGAACAAAAGCGGCGUGUGAGGUGCCUGCCGUCACACCUGUCUGUGGUCACAGCUCUGUCUUGGAAACAGCAGUUACUGAGCAGCGGCUCCGCUCUGGGACACAUCCUCCACCUUGACGUCCGGGCUCCUCCGGCUCCCGUGGGCGCCGGCGUCCAGGAGGAGGGCGUGUGCAGCCUGCAGUGGUCCCCGGGGGGCGAGCGCCUGGCCAGCGGCUCCCCAGACGGCCUCCUCAGCAUAUGGGACGGUGACGUAGCGGGACCCAGGUCCCAUCAGCCCGUGUGUUCAAUGAGGCAGCCCAGCGCCGUCAAGGCUGUGGGAUGGUGUCCGUGGCAGAGGAAGCUGCUCGCCACAGGGGGGGGGUGGAAGGAUGGAGCGCUCCGGGUGUGGGACUCACAAACAGGCACCUGCGUGACCUCCGUCCACACAGACUCACAGAUCUGUUCCCUACGAUGGGCCGAGAGGAAGGAAUGGCUGGUCACCGCUCACGGUCUUCCUCAUCACCAAGUCGCACUGUGGGACUUUCCCUCCCUCGACACGAGUCACCGGCUCACGGGGCACUGUCAGCGAGUUCUGCACGUGGCCCUAAAUCCUGAUGAAACCCAGAUAUUCUCUGCUGGAGCGGAUCAGCGCCUUCACAUCUGGGACCUUUGAUUUCCAACAUUUAUCAGCACAGAGGACGUUUACUUACUGCUGGUUUCUGUAGGUCUUCUGUUAUAUUCACCAGCUAUUUCAUGCUGACUCAUUCAUGUCCUGAGCUUCACAGAACAUGAAACUAUGAAUAAAACGAGAACAAAACCAAGUCAUAGUUUCUAUUCUCAUCAUGGGUGAAGCAGAUGAGGAGACAUUCUCUGAUUGAAUCUGCACAUACUGUAAUAAACAAUAGAAAUCUCUAAAAUAUGA
Molecule: messenger RNA, 1924 nt
Organism: Betta splendens (Siamese fighting fish)
Lineage: Eukaryota; Metazoa; Chordata; Actinopteri; Anabantiformes; Osphronemidae
Product: cell division cycle protein 20 homolog B-like
Exons: 12
Coding region: 272-1675 (467 amino acids)
Biological process (GO): anaphase-promoting complex-dependent catabolic process; positive regulation of ubiquitin protein ligase activity; positive regulation of anaphase-promoting complex-dependent catabolic process
Cellular component (GO): anaphase-promoting complex
Molecular function (GO): protein binding; ubiquitin ligase activator activity; anaphase-promoting complex binding
Source: RefSeq, a predicted model, not a curated record